CAGAGGCCACAGUAAGCGACGUUUCUGACCAUGAAUAUGUUAUCACUUUCAGUUUUUGCUCUUUUGAUAAUCUGUUGUUUGCCUCUAAUGUCAGCAACGGUUGUUCAAGAUUUUAAUCACGUGGAGAGAUGCAAGGACUCCCUGUAUAUGGGGACACCACCGCGGGGGCUCACCGGCACCAAACUGAAGAAGAUCUGCCAACGUUAUGCAGACAAACCUCGCUAUGUGACCCUGUACGACUCCCAAAAGAGGAUUCCAGUUUACUCGGCUUAUACCUUCAAGAAGACAGAGGGAGACAGACGUGUGGACUACCCAUGGAUGUAUGAGCCACAGCUGGCUGAAGUCGAUGGAAAUGGAAACAUGCUGCCCUUCCCUACUGGUUACCUGCACAUGAAGUUUGAGGACAGCCAGGCAGUCCUGGAUGACUACUCUGAUGUGGUCCUGUAUGAGAGAGGUCACCUGAACCCGGACCAGCACCAGUCCACCCCACACGACCGGGCUGCCACAUACACUCUCACUAACGUGGUCCCAGAGAUACGGGAGUUCAAUAUCGGGCCUUGGCGUGAGUAUGAGGAGCGGAUCCGGGUCCGCCUCAACAACUUCUGCCGCGGCACGGCAUACAUCGUCACCGGAGUGACCACCAGAGGCAACAUGAUCCGUCGAAACAACCAGGACCGCGUGGCCAUCCCCGAAGAUGUGUGGUCCGCAUACUGCUGCACCGAAUACGACCGCAACGCCCCCCACGAUGUUCGCAUCCGCUUCCCGUCCCACGCAGCCUUCGCCAAAAACGCCAAAGAGGGCAACAGCGUUCAUGAGCUGACGGUCCAGGAACUUGAGAACUUUCUGAAAAAUCAUAUGGAUGUUGACCAGAACCUUCAGAUCUUUUAUGACAACUGCAUCUCUCCCUCACCCCUUCCUCUUUACCUCCAACAUACUAUCUGAAAGCUCUCUGAGUUUAGCCCUUCUGUGUGCACUUGGAUUUCUUUAAAGUUAAGAUGCAUAAUGGUAGACAAUUGUGCCUUUUUGUGCUCAAGAGUAAUGAAAAAAAUCUUAUAAUGUGAGAAUACCCUUUAACUUUAAAGUAAAAAUUUCCCUUGCAGCUCAGUUAUUGUUGUACCCUUGAAAAGUUAUAAAAAGAAACUAAAUUGCUCUUUCUUCAGUUGAAAAAUGAGUGUGUUCUUUCAUUGAGUCUGUUCUUAAAAUAUAUAAUAACAAAUACCAUGAUUAUUGUAUCGGAAAGCAACCUUGUUGUGAGAGUGAGUAUAAUAGGCCUACAGAUGUAUGGUGUGUUAUGUAAAUUGGCUCAUCUAAUAAAAUAUCUUAAUUUACCUGUC
Micropterus salmoides (largemouth bass) is the source of this 1334-nucleotide messenger RNA. Its product is annotated as endonuclease domain-containing 1 protein. The transcript is spliced from 2 exons. The record is from RefSeq and is a predicted model, not a curated record. Lineage: Eukaryota; Metazoa; Chordata; Actinopteri; Centrarchiformes; Centrarchidae. Bases 31 to 942 code for a protein of 303 amino acids. Gene Ontology annotation, molecular function: hydrolase activity; nucleic acid binding; metal ion binding.